Macrosteles quadrilineatus (aster leafhopper) is the source of this 3210-nucleotide messenger RNA. RefSeq lists its product as uncharacterized. Gene Ontology annotation, biological process: DNA integration. NCBI's taxonomy places the organism in Eukaryota, Metazoa, Arthropoda, Insecta, Hemiptera, Cicadellidae. Gene Ontology annotation, molecular function: zinc ion binding; nucleic acid binding. The transcript has a single exon. The coding region runs from base 1 to 3210 and encodes 1069 amino acids. The record is from RefSeq and is a predicted model, not a curated record.
AUGGAAUUGGCAAAGAACGAAAGCUAUAUAGUAGAAGAAAACAUUCAUUCAAAUGAGAAAAUCAACAAGAUAGCAGGUACAGGAACAAAACCACCCCAUUUUUCUCCUACUUGGAACAAAAAGUUAAAGUCUCCAUUUGAACGCCUCAAAGGUAAAUGCUAUUGUUGUGGAUCACCUAGACACAGGGCACAUCAGUGUAAAUUUAUCGGAGAAAUAUGUAAGAAAUGCAACAAACAAGGGCAUAUUGCUAGCGUAUGUUUAGGCACAAAACAAACAGAAAUUCAUUGUACCGAAACUGACAAUACUAUAGACUAUUAUAAGGAAGAGAAACAAGAGGUUUUUAAGAUACACAACCAGAGUGCCGGUAAUGACAAGUUAAUGGUCGAGAUACUUAUUGAAGGUAAACCUGUGCGGAUGGAGUUAGAUACUGGAGCAGCAAUAAGUAUUCUACCAUACUCUACCUUCAAAAGUCUCAACAUAAAUAAAAAGAUUUUCCACACAAACAUAGAACUAAGGACAUACUCAAGCGAAAUAAUCAAACCCCGGGGUGUCGUCUUUGUAGAAUGCACUUACAAUGAUCAGGUGUUUGUUGGGAAACUCUACAUAAUGAACCAAAAUUUCGAUGCAAUUUUUGGAAGAGAAUGGAUUAGAGAGGUCAAACUGGAUUGGGCAGAAAUUAAAACAGUUAGUAACAAUACUACAUCUACUGCACUCGAAGAUCUUUUGGAUGAAUUCAAGGAAUUAUUUGAACCAGGAGUAGGACUCAUACCUCACAAAAAAGCACACUUACAGCUUGUUGAAGGGGCAAGACCUAUUUUUGUGAAGGCUCGUCCAGUCCCAUAUGCACUAACUGAAAAAGUAGAACUCGAGUUGAAUCGUCUGGAAGAAGCUGGAAUCAUUUCCAAAACAGACAAGUCCGAUUGGGGUACUCCAAUUGUACCUGUAGUAAAGCCUAAUGGUAACAUACGAAUAUGCGCUGAUUACAAGGUUACAGUAAAUAAACAAAUCAAAGAAGAACAUCAUCCAAUACCUCGGAUCGAAGACAUUUUUGCUCAAAUGAAUGGAGGACAGUUGUUCUGUACUUUGGAUUUAAGUAACGCUUAUCUCCACUUGGAAAUGGAUGCUGAGAGUGCAGAAAUUCAAACUUUGAGCACUCAUAAAGGACAAUACAUAGUUAACAGACUGAUGUUUGGUGUAAAAGUUGCUCCAGGAGUUUGGCAAAAGGUGAUGGACGGAAUCCUUCAAGACCUUCAAGGUGUUCAGUGCUUCUUCGACGAUAUAAUAAUUCAAGGAACGUCAUCAAAAGAACUACUAGAAAGACUAAAGCAAGUGUUUGAGCGUUUAAGGAGUCAAAAUUUGAAGUUGAACCGUGACAAGUGCAAAUUUUUUCAAAAGAAAAUUGAAUACUUAGGACAUGUUAUUGACGCCACUGGAAUCCACAAAAGUAAGGAUAAAAUCACAGCAAUUACAAAUGCACGAAGGCCUCAAAACAUACAGGAACUCCGAUCUUUCCUAGGGCUUGUUAAUUACUACAACCGGUUUGUAAAGAAUUUGUCCACUGUUUUAAAUCCUUUACAUGGACUUCUAAAAAAAGGGCAGUCAUUCAUAUGGGACAGUAAGUGUGAAGAAAGUUUCCAAAACAUCAAGAAAAGAAUAACAAGUGACACAGUUCUUUGUCACUUAAACCCAGACCUGCCAUUGAUCCUUGCAACUGACGCUUCACCAGUGGGACUUGGAGCAGUGAUAUCACAUCGUUUCCCAGAUGGAAGUGAAAAGCCUAUAGCUUUUGCUUCAAGAUCAUUGACCAAUGCUGAAAAACAUUACAGCCAAAUCGAUAAAGAAGCCACAGGUAUAUACUGGGGGUUGAAGAAAUUUUUUUCUUAUUGCUACGGACGUCAUUUCACACUCAUCACGGACCAUAAACCAUUAGUGUCAAUCUUCAAUCCCAACAAGAGCCUACCGUCAAUGUCAGCUACGCGACUAUUCAACUACUCCCAUUUUUUAUCAGGAUUUAACUACACAAUUGAAUUCAAGAGAACUGGUGACCAUGGGAAUGCAGAUUUCCUCUCAAGAUUUCCUGUGGAAGAUUCAAAAUUUACAAGUAUUGACCAGUUUGGACAUUUUCAAACAAACCAAUUGAACACCAUAACUAUCAAUCCCAAAGAACUAGCCGAAGAAACUAAGAAGGACGCAUAUCUAAAACAAAUUCUUGAGGCUCUUGAGGAGGGUCAAUCAUUAGAGCCAUUGGGAUUUCACGAUAAUGAAGUUACAUUACAUGAAGGAUGCCUCUUCAAAGGGUGGAAAGUAAUCAUACCAAAUUCCCUCAAGAAAAGAAUUCUCAAUGAACUACACUACGGGCACAUUGGUAAAGUAAAAACCAAAGCUUUGGCAAGAAGUUACUGCUUUUGGAGAGGAAUGGAUAAAGACAUUGAAAACAUGAUUGCUGUUUGCAAGCCUUGUCGUGAGAAACAAAAUUCUCCAACGAAAGAGAUCAACCAUCCUUGGGAACCAGCAACUCAGCCAUGGGAGAGAAUACAUAUAGAUUUCAUGGGCCCAACAAAUGGACAACAAUUUUUUAUUGUUGUUGAUGCCUUCUCCAAAUGGGUAGAGGUAAUACCCACAAAAACAGCAACUACCGAUUGGACUAUUAAGGAGUUGAAGAAACUUUUUAGUACUUUUGGUCUUCCAAGCCUCCUAAUUUCAGACAAUGGACGAAGUUUCACUUCUCUUACUUUUCAAGAGUUUCUUAAGUCAUGUGGAACUCAACACAAAAAGACUGCUCCGUUCCACCCAUCAUCUAAUGGACAAGCUGAACGCUUUGUACAAACAGUGAAGAAGAUGUUGAAGUUGAUAUUAGAUGAACCAGGAACACUUGACAGUAAAAUUCACAAGGCGUUAAUUCAACUCCGUCAAGUACCAAACUCAACAGGAAACUCGGCAUACUAUCUCAUGUUCAACACACAAGUAAGAACAUACCUCAGUGUUAUGAUACCUUCUAGAAUCGAGGACUCAAAAGACAAACCUAAAGGUAUAACACGCAUAUUUAAGGUGGGAGACCGUGUUCAAGUGAUAAACUACUACAAGGGUCAGACAAAAUGGAGUUUCGGAAAAGUUACAUCAAGAGAUGGAAAUCUACAUUACAACGUUGAACUGGAGAACGGAGUAACAUGCAGACGACAUGUAGAUCAAAUGCUGCGAUCAAGACUUUAA